CGACGGCGCUCCUCCCGCGCGCCAGCCACAAAGCCCCGCAGCCCCUGGGCGCGCGCCACACGCCAAACAAAGCGCAGGCUUGCUUGGCGGAGGAACGGGACGGAGAGACCGGCAGAGAGGACGAAGGAAGGAAGGGACUGGGAAGGCAGGCAGGAAGCCCCCCCGCGGCGGCGCCCACGCAAGGAACAACUUGAGAAACUGCAAGUCGCUUCUGGUGUGAGAGAAUUGGCCGUAUGCAAUGAUGUUGCCCAGGGGACGCCCUUAUGUUUGAUGUUUUACCAUCCUUGUGGGAGGCUUCUCACAUGUCCCUACAUGGGGAGCUGGAGCUGACAGAGGGAGCUCAUCUGCACUCUCCCCGGAUUUGAACCUCCUACCUGUCAGUCAUCAGUCCUGCUGGCACAAGGGUUUAACUCAUUGCACAACCGGAAGCACCUAUAUAGCUGGUUGAUCUGCUAUUCCAUGAGAAAAUGCUGUGUCGAUGGUCCUGUCUUUGAAUAGAGAAACUACGUGAUAUAAUUUUACAUAAAAGAUAUUGAAGGACAAAACAUAUAGUCAUGGAAAGAGGCUGAGAAAUGAAGACACUUGCUGCUUUUCUCUCCAACUGAAUGGCCAAAGUGACAGGAUAAUAAAAAAGCGUUCUAGAAACUUAGUAAAAAAAAGAAAAACAGACUGUCUAAGGCUGACAUCACCACAAGACUAAAGCACAUUAAAAGGAAAUGACAAGUCUAUUGCCAGAGGAUGCUGUGGAGUCCCAGGGCUCAGAUGAGCUUGAAUGUAAGAUCUGUUACAACCGCUAUAACCUGAGGCAAAGAAAACCUAAAGUUCUGGGAUGUUGCCACAGAGUAUGUGCCAAAUGCCUUUGCAAGAUCAUAGAUUUUGGGGACUCUCCUCAGGGAGUCAUUGUUUGCCCAUUUUGCCGGUUCGAGACUUGCCUGCCUGAUGAUGAGGUGAGUAGUCUUCCUGAUGACAACAACAUCCUUGUAAAUUUGGCUUAUGGAGGAAAAGUGAAGAAGUGCCUACCGGACAAUCCAACAGAACUCUUACUGACCCCCAAAAGACUGGCCUCUCUUGUUAGCCCUUCCCAUACUUCCUCCAACUGUCUAGUUAUAACCAUUAUGGAAGUGCAAAGGGAAAGUCCCCCAACCCUGAACUCAACCCCAGUUGUGGAAUUCUAUAGGCCCACAAGUUUUGACUCUGUUGCAUCUGUGCCUCACAACUGGACAGUGUGGAACUGUACAUCUUUGCUCUUCCAGACUUCAAUUCGAGUUCUUGUUUGGUUGCUGGGUUUGCUGUAUUUUAGUUCCUUGCCUUUAGGGAUCUACUUACUGGUAUCAAAGAAAGUCACCCUUGGGGUAGUCUUUGUCAGCCUUGUCCCCUCGAGUCUUGUUAUUCUUAUGGUUUAUGGCUUCUGCCAGUGUAUAUGCCAUGAGUUUCUGGAUUGUAUGUCUUCUUCUUAACAGCAAUUGUCAUGAAAUAAGCAAUGAAACAUAUGAAAUUGCCAUAGAUGUAGCACAGUUAACUUGUAUUCUUAUUUUAUUCCUUUUAUCCAUCAAGAUAGAAAUGCAGACCAGUUUUGUGGUCUUCUGUUUAAAAGUAAUUGAAUGGUUAUUUUGCUGCUGCUCUAUCCUGUUUUUCUAAUGGGAAAACA
This is a messenger RNA of Anolis sagrei ordinatus, 1648 nucleotides long. It is a transcript of the gene RNF182, whose product is annotated as ring finger protein 182. Lineage: Eukaryota; Metazoa; Chordata; Lepidosauria; Squamata; Anolidae. Gene Ontology annotation, molecular function: ubiquitin-protein transferase activity. The record is from RefSeq and is a predicted model, not a curated record. Gene Ontology annotation, biological process: protein ubiquitination. Gene Ontology annotation, cellular component: cytoplasm.